Molecule: messenger RNA, 3668 nt
Organism: Mastomys coucha (southern multimammate mouse)
Lineage: Eukaryota; Metazoa; Chordata; Mammalia; Rodentia; Muridae
Gene: Slc20a1
Product: solute carrier family 20 member 1
Exons: 6
Coding region: 900-1637 (245 amino acids)
Biological process (GO): phosphate ion transmembrane transport
Cellular component (GO): membrane
Molecular function (GO): phosphate transmembrane transporter activity
Source: RefSeq, a predicted model, not a curated record
AGAUCGGUCCGGCCAAGGGCAAGACCCAGUACAGCCUUCUUCCGCGUCGCCACAGAGCUGACCGGGACCCGCGUGGGAGAAACUCGGAACGACCUUGGUGGCGGCCUCUGGGUCCCCGCAUGAGGACCUGCGUGCCCGGGAGAGACUCCCCCACUGUCCCCGCCCGCAGCCACCCAGCGUGGCCGGCGCAGACGGGAUAACCGGGGCGAGGCUGCAGGGAGGCGGCUGGCCAGUCCCACGUGGACCAGCUCCUCGUUGGGGGCGGGGCCGGGGGGACGUCCGGGCCAAUCAGCGCCGCUGCCCAGCUCACCAGGCUAGGCGCGCCCGAGCAGUCUGUGGUUGCGUCCUAUCGGAGGCGGGACUUCGGGCGGGCGCGGGGCUCGGCAGGUCACGUGAGCCGCAGAGCUGGCUAUAAAUAAGAGCCGGCGGCGUGCUCGCUAGAUGAUGGCCGCCGGCGCGCAGUGCGCGAUCUCUUCUCUCGCCUGCUGAGGCUCCCGCGGGCUGCUUCGCGAGUGGGUCAAGAAGUCCCUCCGUGCUGUUCCCGGUGUGGCCGUCCUGGGUUGUGCGACCGUGGCUCGAGACUGCCUCAGCCUCGUUCUUCUGGUCUCGGUUCGGCCCUCCGUUUCCUUUGGAUGAACUUGCGUCCUUUCUCUAAUCCGCCAUGGAAUUCUGCUCCGUGCUUUUAGCCCUCCAGAGCCAAAGAAACCCCAGACAACAGACGCCCAGACGCAACGUAUAGCAGUAACUCCCCAGCUCGGUUUCCGUGCCGUAGUUUACAGUAUUUAAUUUUAUAUAAUAUAUACUAUUUAUUAUAGCAUUUUUGAUACCUCAUUCCGUUUACACAUCUUGAAAGCCGCUCAGUAAUUCUCUUAUUAUUUAAAGAACCACUACACUAGAGAAUGGCAUCUACUGUGGAGACGAUUACUAGUACUCUAGCUGCUGUUACUGCUUCAGCUCCACCGAAGUAUGACAAUCUGUGGAUGCUCAUCCUGGGCUUCAUCAUUGCAUUUGUCUUGGCAUUCUCCGUGGGAGCCAAUGAUGUAGCAAAUUCGUUCGGUACAGCAGUAGGCUCAGGUGUAGUGACCCUGAAGCAAGCCUGCAUCUUAGCUAGCAUCUUCGAAACUGUGGGCUCCGCCUUGCUGGGGGCCAAAGUGAGUGAAACCAUCCGGAAGGGCUUGAUAGAUGUCGAGAUGUACAACUCAACUCAAGAUCUGCUCAUGGCUGGCUCGGUCAGUGCUAUGUUCGGUUCUGCUGUGUGGCAACUAGUGGCUUCGUUUUUGAAGCUCCCUAUUUCUGGGACCCAUUGUAUUGUCGGUGCGACCAUUGGUUUCUCCUUUGUGGCAAAGGGGCAAAAUGGUGUCAAGUGGUCUGAACUGAUAAAAAUUGUGAUGUCUUGGUUCGUCUCUCCACUGCUUUCUGGUAUUAUGUCUGGAAUUUUAUUCUUCCUUGUUCGUGCGUUCAUCCUCCGUAAGGCAGAUCCAGUUCCUAAUGGCUUACGAGCUUUACCAGUUUUUUAUGCCUGCACAGUUGGAAUCAACCUCUUUUCCAUUAUGUAUACUGGAGCACCGAGGCUGAAAUCUCCUAGAAGGUGGCUGGCCUGCACCCAUUGCAGAAGGCUGCAGGCUAGUGUAUGCUGAGUUAACCUAGAUAGGUUUUCAACCAAAGAGACCUGCUCAGAUUCUAAAUCACUACAGACCUUUCCUCUUUAGUCUUCACAGGAUCCACUGAUAAUAUGACCUUCUCCUCCCCUUUCUUGUAUCUAUGCUAAAAAUGCUGGAAAUGAUACUGGCCUCAACUACUGAAGAGUCAUUAGUUAAUCUGUUUGUCAAUAAUCAGCCAUUUAGGACUGGUUGUUAGAUGUCACUUUUCUCUCCCAGUUGGAGCCGUUUCGGUUUGUUUCUAAGUUCUGAGUUUGCACCCCCGAACUGACUUGAAUGAGAAGAGUUGGGCUGUGUAACACCUGGUCUAAUCACACUUGGAAGAAUUUCCACAGCUAAGAGAAAGCAUUUGAGAGGAAUAUAAAGGCUUUGGUGUUGAUUGCUUUCAUACUGGGACUAAGGGGAGGGGAGGAUUCAGUUGUCAACUGAGAGAUUGAUAGAGCAGCCCUUGUGAGGCAGAGCAGCACAGGUCUGGCAUACAAGCUCAUGUGACUUGCUGGUUCUUAACUACAUAGGACCUUAGGCAUUGACUACACUCAUUCCUCUGAGUAUCUCACGGGAAGGGGGAAGGCUGCUGCCCAGGGCACCCCGUGUCUGUGUGUAAAUAGGGCUAAAGUAGCAAAGUGAUUAUCCUUAUAUGUGCUCUCAUCCCCAGCUCUUAAAGGAUUUAGUGCUUGUCACCUCCAAAUUGGUCCCACCUCUGGUUCAUGGAUUGUGACCUGUAUAGUGGCACUGGAAUGAUGUAGUAAGUCAUCGAGCAAAACAAAACAGCACAGUAUUUCUCAUUAUUUUUGAAAUGUCAGUAAAGAAACACACGAUGGGACUGGCCUCGGUGUAGGGACUUUGCUACUUUUGUCCUUUAUGAUCAUUUAUAAGAAAACCCAGUCCUUUCAUUCCCUUUUGACUUGGAAUGUAGACAAAUUUAAACUGAUAGAGCCUGAUUAGACCUCAUGGAUAUUUUACUUUGUAUGACUUUACUGCCUGGUCCAGUUGAAAGUAGAACUUAAAUGAAAAGACCAGCAAACAGAACUUCAGGUCUGAAGGAUUUCAGCUUAUGUCUGAUUCUUCAAGGCUAGUUCUUAGUAUUUUAGUAUUUUCUGUCUCUUUUACAGUGCUAGGGAUUAAAUCUAGAGCUUUGUGCAAGCUAGACUGAGCUGUAGCCUCGACUUGGUUUUGACAGAACAGUAAUGUUCCCAUUUUAUAAAUGACUUACUAUGCAGUAAGCAAAAUCAAGUAAGACAAGCGCAAGUGACUUUGCUGUGGGAAGGAACACUCAGACAGUGGUGUGGGAUUCAGUGCUGUCAAUGGUCUCCACUCUAGGAUAGGCCAACAGUCCCGGUUGCCUGUGUGCAAGCUGACACUCGCCAGUACUUCUGAUCUUAUGUCCUUGAGCCAGGGGAAAAGUAUUGGAGGACAAGUCUCUGGCUUCUUACUGAACUAGCACUAAACUUAUCCUUUGUGAAGGACAGCUAUUUAAGCAAGUGUCUUCCCGUAGUUACUAGCCCUAUUUUCUGUAGGUUUAAUGAUGCUUUUGUGGAGAGAAUCAGUUUCCCCAAAGGCUGCCUGGUACAGUGAGUGUAGUAACUUUUCUUAACAGUGUGCAUAUCAGCAUGACACUGACUUGAGGCCCUUUCCUUUUUGACAUUAAAACAGAUCCUAUGUAAGUGUAAUGUGGGGCAGUUAGGAUGAGGAGCUGGGUGGAGAAAGGGAAGCUUUGAUUGGCUUUAUAGCUACCGGUCUGUGCAGGGAUUCUUUAGAUCUGAGGGCCCAGCACAUGAAGAGAGUUAGCUUGUGAGUCCAGCGAGUGUUUCAGUGGCUCUGGUUGCUGUGAGGUUAAGGUUCUCUCCAUGGUCUGUAUAGCCAGCAGCCUGACGAAACUCUGGAAUGGCAGCAGCUGUAAAGGGUGACAGUGACGGGCUGGCUUGGGGAAGCCCUCCUUCCCCGCAGGAGGGUUUACACAUUGUUGCAGGGGGCUCUUGCCCUGGGGUUUUCAAGAUGCACCAUUUUAUC